Messenger RNA from Schistocerca serialis cubense, 753 nucleotides. Its product is annotated as mitochondrial sodium/calcium exchanger protein-like. Gene Ontology annotation, cellular component: membrane. Gene Ontology annotation, biological process: intracellular calcium ion homeostasis; transmembrane transport; monoatomic cation transport. The record is from RefSeq and is a predicted model, not a curated record. Lineage: Eukaryota; Metazoa; Arthropoda; Insecta; Orthoptera; Acrididae. The transcript has 8 exons. The coding region runs from base 127 to 753 and encodes 208 amino acids. Gene Ontology annotation, molecular function: calcium:sodium antiporter activity.
AAAUAUUAAAGUCGUUGUUACGUCUAACAAUUCACUAGUCUAAACAAGAAUACCUGCGUUUCAAAAUACUGUACGUCCGCAGCUUGAAUUUUUAAGGACAGGAAAAGCUGGAGCACAGUUGUCAGAAUGUUUUCAAAAUUGAACCAUCUAAGAGAUGUGACUGGGUACACAACACAACAGCUUGCUGGUAUACUCGCUGUGCUCUUUAUUAUACUGGCAACAACAGCUGAUGAAUUCUUUUGUAAGUCUAUUGAUUUAGUUGCUAAAGUACUUCAUCUGUCAGAACAUAUAGCUGCAGUAACUAUUCUGGCUUUUGGCAAUGGUUCAGCAGACAUCUUUACCUCUUUGGCUGGAGCACUAAGUGGACAUUCAGAACUGGUCUUCGCUGAACUUCUAGGCUCUGGAAUCCUUAUAACAACAGUUGUAGUGGGCAUUAUUUGUAUAAUGAAUCCAAUAUAUUUGUUUGGUCGCCCUUUCCUUCGAGACAGCAUAUUUUACAUCAUAGCGAUCACAUGGAUAAUUUGUGCCUUUAGUAAAAAAUUUGCUACAACAUGGGAAACUUCAGGUUUUCUUAUUCUGUAUGUACUGUAUUUCCUUGUUGUGCUGACUGACAGAGCCGUACGGAAAAGUCUCAUUGAUAGAGUGUCAGCAAUGACUCCUGAAGAAAGGAGGCUAAUUGAAGCAUUUCAGAACAGUAGUGACAAUUUAAACAGGGAGGAAGAGGAAUCUCAGAAUGAUACUCGUGCAGUUUAG